GAGGUUUAGGACUUCCUCCCCCCAGCAGUUCAACCUAAGCUGUCUAGUUUAACCCCUUUCCCCCCAUCAACUCACCUUCUCUGUCCCUUCCCACACUUCCCCCCUUGGCCCCCCUGGUCCCCAGCUGGCUCUUCAUCAGGGCUGACAGGGGGGGAAGGAGGAGGGGCAGGGAGCUGGUUGGCCCAGCCCAGGGGAUAGCCGAGAAGCGGGGCGUCGCAUCUCGGUUUCCAGGGAUUACCCUCAGAGGGGCAGGCGCGCUGUGUGCAGGAAGAUGUGAGGAGCAUCUCAAUUGUCAAACAGGGGAAACGGGAUCAGGUUUUUACUACUGCAGAGAGGAGAGAGAGAAGAGAGAGAGAGAGAGAGAGAGAGAGAGAGAGAGAGAGAGAGAGAGAGAGAGAGAGAGAGAGAGAGAGAGAGAGAGAGAGAGAGAGAGAGAGAGAGAGAGAGAGAGAGAGAGAGAGAGAAUAUCACACACAAAAAGGAAAAAAAACAGGGACAUCUAAGAAAGCAUCCGCUCGGGACCUGAGGGACCAGGGUGGAGAGGCGCAGUGCCUCCGGAACCUCGGACAGCAGCCAUCCCCUUCUCCCGUCAUCUGGCACUGUGGUGCUCUUCUGGUCUCUGUCUACAAGAAGUACUCAUCUAUCCCUGAAGUAUCCAGGAGAUUCAAUUAGUGGUGGGAUUAAUUGAGCCACCAUGAGAAAUAUCUUCAAAAGGAACCAGGAGCCCAUUGUGGCUCCUGCUGCCACCACAGCCACGAUGCCGGUCGUUCCAGCUGGACCUCCAGACAACUCCACGGAGAGUGGGGGUGCAGGGCCAACUGGAGAAGAUAUGUUUACCCAGAUGAAGGACAAAUUCUUCAAUGAGAUCCAGAAGAUCCCCUUACCUCCAUGGGCACUGAUUGCCAUCGCUGUGGUCGCUGGCCUCCUCCUUCUCACCUGCUGCUUCUGUAUCUGCAAAAAGUGCUGCUGUAAGAAGAAAAAGAACAAGAAGGAGAAGGGUAAAGGCAUGAAGAAUGCCAUGAACAUGAAGGACAUGAAAGGUCAGGAUGAUGAUGAUGCGGAGACAGGCCUGACAGAGGGAGAAGGGGAAGGAGAAGAAGAGAAAGAACCAGAAAACUUGGGCAAACUGCAGUUUUCAUUGGACUAUGAUUUCCAGGCUAACCAGCUGACCGUGGGAGUCCUUCAGGCAGCGGAGCUUCCUGCUCUGGACAUGGGAGGCACCUCAGACCCCUAUGUCAAAGUCUUCCUCCUCCCAGACAAGAAGAAGAAAUACGAGACCAAGGUCCACAGGAAGACACUGAAUCCUGCUUUCAAUGAAACCUUCACCUUCAAGGUACCCUACCAGGAACUAGGGGGCAAGACACUGGUGAUGGCCAUCUAUGACUUUGACCGCUUCUCCAAGCACGACAUCAUCGGGGAGGUGAAGGUGCCCAUGAACACUGUGGACUUGGGCCAGCCCAUUGAGGAGUGGAGAGACCUGCAAGGUGGAGAGAAGGAAGAGCCAGAAAAGCUUGGAGACAUCUGUACUUCCCUCCGUUAUGUACCCACUGCUGGGAAAUUGACUGUCUGCAUUCUGGAAGCCAAGAACCUGAAGAAGAUGGACGUAGGAGGGCUUUCAGAUCCCUAUGUGAAGAUUCAUUUGAUGCAGAAUGGCAAGAGACUGAAGAAGAAGAAGACCACAGUGAAGAAGAAGACCCUGAACCCCUACUUCAAUGAAUCGUUCAGCUUUGAGAUCCCCUUUGAGCAGAUCCAGAAAGUCCAGGUUGUGGUCACAGUGCUGGACUAUGACAAACUGGGUAAGAAUGAAGCCAUCGGCAAGAUCUUCGUAGGCUGCAAUGCCACAGGCACGGAGCUCCGGCACUGGUCUGACAUGUUGGCCAAUCCGAGGAGGCCAAUUGCCCAGUGGCACUCUCUCAAACCUGAGGAGGAGGUGGAUGCCCUCCUGGGCAAGAACAAAUAGGUGGCCUCUGAGCCUGGGUUCAUCUUACGAACACUGACAAGACCCAGAGCUCUCAAUACCUCAGUUAUGCAACUCUAGAGUAUUCUUUUGGUUUGUUGCCAUCUCCUUUCUUUCCCUCUUUUCUUUGUCUCUUUUUUUUAAAAGACAAAUUUCCCUCUGUUGGCUGUGCAAGGAGAAUCCCCUAAUAGGAGAAAGAGAAAGCUGGCUCUUAUCAUUCUUCCUCAUAGCUGCCCUGUGCUGCAUGCCCUCUCUGUUUUCUCCCUUGCUUUUUCAAGGCUUCACUCAAAUUCUACCUUUGGGGCCUCUUAUGGUGGACCCACAAAGGGUAGCAUUUCCCAUUUCAUGAAUGUUUGGGACCAACAAAAUGGUGGCACUUCCUGUUUCUUAAAUGUUCUGGACCAACACAAUGAUAAAACAUGUAGUUUCCUGAAUCAUGACUUAAGGAGAGGGCCCUACCUGCCAGCGGAAUCUUGGGAUAGCCCAGGUACAUCUGUAUGAGGAGCUCAGCUUUGGAGUGAACCAGCUGAAUGACCUUGAGCUUCUCCAUUGUUUCUGGAACAAGCAAGGACAUUGAAAGGAAUGGAGAGGGAAGAUCCUUCAGGGACAAUGAAACUCAGAGAGUCAAGGACCCAGAACCCCAAAUAUCCAAAUAUUUGAUGUGGGUAGUUAUUUGGGAAAUGUCAAGUUGAGAAGAUUGGAUUUGGCCAGAGCCUGGACCAAACCCCACCCCUGCCCCCAUGCCACCAUGGACCUUUGCCAGCUAUGCUCUCUUCCAAACAGCAGCCUCUUGGCGUAGUCAUGCAAGUAACCCACUCUGUGAAACUUGCCUUGGCUUGGGGCAAGGGGGAUCCACCAAUGUGGGGAACUCACUCCCAUAUUAGCAGCAGCAACAAAUCAAGAGAUGGAGGCUCUGUUUCCCAGAAAGAUUUAAAAAAACAAACAAGACAAAGUCCAUCAUUCUCCAUUCCCUGGAGAAGAAAGCAGGUAUUGGCCCUCCUUCUAGGAAAGGCACACACUUUGCUUUGACUCAAUUUUCCAUAAUGCUUUGCCUUUUUAAAAGGACACAACUUUGGAGUGGAGACAUGUCAUUGAUACAGUCAGAGAACUUUAGCCAUAAAAAGGUUAGAGUGAUCUUAGGUCUCUGAAGUCCAGCUAAGAACUGGAAGUAGGUAAGAAAGACAUGGGGAGUGGACACUUUUGAUCUGAGUAGCAGAGACAUUUCUUGGUGAGAGACAAAAGCCAGCAGUGGGAUUUUUUUUUCCUUUUCAGUUCCUUAGGUUAUCUCCUUCAUUCCUCAUUUCUGUGCUGGAGGAAGGGAGAGGUUAUUUUCAGAUGGAGGGACUGCAGAGAGGCUUGCGAGGACGUCCCCUGACGUAUUUUUCUAUAAGGAGUUGCCUCUCUGGAUUCCAAGAAGCAUAGAAUAUCCAUUCCAAAUGGGCCAUUGGAAGCCUGUUGGGGGAACUGCCCCAUUGCCUAGCCCUGGCCCUGAUCCUGUUAAUCCCUUACCCACAGCAUUGAUAAAAGCCAUAUAUUUGUUAUCCAAGAUUGCACUGAGUCCCCUUCCAGGCCCUCCAGCCCAUUCUCCCACCUACCAAAUGAAGCACAGGGACCUCAUAUCCUUGUUGCCUCAUCUCCUUUCCAACCCCAAGCCUUUUUUUUUUUUUAAAGCAGGAGAAAGCCACUGUUGGCCCAGGAAGCAUGCCCUCUGAUGAGCACAAAAUGGCAGAACUUCCUGUCUCACCUGAUCAUGGCCACAACUGUUUUCCCUGGUCUACAAAACUAGGUGGGGGAGAACUAGAAGGAAUCGAGACAUAGUGGUGGGGGUGGGGUGAGGAAAGGGCAGGUCACAUCUCUAGGUUUCACUGAAGAUGGACAUAAAGUUACUUUUUAGGUUAAGCAAAUGAGGAGGGAUACUUCCUAAGAAGCAGGACCGAAGCCUGCUGGCCUUGAAAAGUGCAUCAGGCUUUCUGCUAGUGUUCCCUGGUGGCUAGGAGGCUAUUUUUAUACUAGAGAUUAUUUUUUUUAAAUGAAGGAAGAGUUGGACUGUAAUAAGAAUAAUGGUUUUUAGUCUUUGCUGACCAGAACUGUGAUCUUGGAAGCAAUGGUGGGAGAAUUAGGGUUCUUUAGAUAGGGCACAUUGUUUGAUGGGAAGGACCAUGGUACUCUUCCCCUCUUGCAGAAAGACAUUUGCAGUUUUUAGUGCUUUCUAAGCAUCUCUUUCCCUCCCUUCCACUGUUCCCAUUUCUCUCUAAACAUAAGCCCAUUGAUCAGCUCUUCUUUUAGCUUUCAGGUUUUCUUCUAUUCUUUUCUCUUCAUCUUCCCCUCCUAUCUGGACUUUUCUUCCCUGAGAAAUCCAGUCUCCUUACAGUACCUUCCAUUACGAUCUUCCCCUUUCCCCCCAGUUUCAAUAGUGCUGCCACAUAGGAAGCCUAGAUAAAACAGGCAUGUUGGCUACUCUGGCUAUGUACCCACUCAGAGGCCAAGCAACUAGACUGGAGCCCUUGGAGUCCCUUCCUGUGCCCUUAGAGGGGCUCCAUACUUCAGUGAGAAUCAAGUGAAUUUGAAAUUUGGCCCAAAGCCAGAUCUGAUCCUGUUAGAUAAAAGGAAUGGGCAGUCAGGGGUCAACUAGCCCCUGAAGAGCCAGGGAGGCUCCUGAAGUGGGAGGGGGAUGGAAGGGGUUGUAAUUCUCUCUGGUUGGACAAGCCAACCAAGCAGAUUAGCACCUCCUGCUGGCCUUGAGUUUUUGGAGAGGUUCAAGAGAUCAGAGUAUGGAGUCUCUCCACACAAGCGAAGGUUACUGUUUUUUCAGUCCAUGGGACACUAUUGGAAACCCUCGUUUCCAUUAAGAUCUGAUUCUGGGGAUCCCCAAUCUCACAGUAUUGCCUGUGACUGGUGUUGGGUUCAUAGCUAGAGAAAGGCCGUGUGGGCCCAAUGGGACCUCUGUUCAUUUGAGGGACAGCUGAAGCUCCCACCCUCUCUUCCUCUUAGGGAUUCAAUAAACCUGACCCUCCCCCCUUGUUUCCUUAUUCUCAAAGCCCUUGCCAUCCCCGCCCCAAUUCCACAGGGAACCCUUAGUUCCAUAUCCUAACCCAAAGAACCAUUUUUUAAAUCAGAAAAGUAAGAUGCUAAUUACUUCCCCAGUCUAGAGCUUUGGAAGGCCGAGGCCAUGAAACCACAAAUCUGGUCAGUCUGGGAGAUGGGGCAGAACUCGAUGCCCUCUUUUCCUCCCUCGGCCAACAAGGAAAAAUGGAAAUAACGGGAAGUCCCAGACUACCCUUUCCAAAGGAAGUUAGAGGGCGGGGAGAGAUGACUGAUUGGACCUUCGGAAGGUUCCGUUAGGGCAGAAUCUCCGAGGGAAGAGAGUCAGAUACCACAGUCCGUUGCCUUAUGGUUUUCUGAAAGAGUUCCUUUGCCUCUAUUGAGUGGGGAAACACGGGAUUCUUAGAGUGGUGAUAGAGAUAUUUGGAGGAAGGUUAGAGAUUUCCUACGACGACAGUUCAUGGUCUGUAAGUGGUCUUGUAGCCAAUUCGAUUCCCAUUUACCGAAGGUUCCCCAUAUUCGAACCCAGGAACAACCCUCUGCGAUUCAACCUCCCGCAGUCCAUAUUAGGACCCGAGUGCCAUCUGCUAGGUUCCGUGGGCCCUGACCCUAGAGCGUUGGGCGGGCUGGGAGAGACGGUGAGGCCACUCUGUCCCGAGGGAGAUGCCGUAGAAGAGUCCUGGUGUCUGGCUGUGUGGGGAGAGGGUGGCUAAGUUCCCUCCGUACCUUUCUCUCUCCGCCUUCUCCACCACCCUCUCCCCUGGAGGGCCAGAGACUGCACACAAAGAAUUUCACUUCCGGUGUUUUUCAAACUGCAAUAUUAAGAAGGGGACACUGUGAUUGAAGACACAUGAAUAUAAUUCAUUUUUUUAAGGGACAAAAAAAAAUUUGAACCAACUGAAGCCAUUCGAGCCUCAUCUGAUGCCCUUUCUGUUUGUGGUUAGUAAUAUAUAUAUAUAUAUAUAUAUAUAUAUAUAAAAGAAGAUUAUAUAUAUAAUAUACAUCUGAACAAGACAUUUAAUUAAGGUGCAUGUUAAUAAGCCUUCUGUACAUAGCCGCAUGACAAUGCUGAGAUUUUCUCCCUCCUGAUCCACAGCCCAUUUUACAGAACCCAUCAAGGCUCUGACGUCAUUUUUUUAUGUGGUAUGAAUGAGUCCUGUCUUCCCCACCCAAAAAGAGAAAACCCUCCAUCGGUGGCCAUCAUGUGACUGAGAGCUCCUCCAAUAGGGGAGUUGGCCUUUUGCGCAUGCGGUCUGUCUACGCUGUAAGAAAAUCAGGACCCACCUCCCUCCCUGGCCCCUGCCCCGUGCCGUCGCCCCCAGCCCCUUGUCUGUCUUUGUUGGGUUUUGUAGAACCAAAUGUAUCCUGUUGCACUGUACCCUAAUCUGAUAUUUAGUGUAAAUGUGGCUUCUGUGUUUCCUGUGUAACGUAUCUGUCCCUCCCGAAGUCUGAAUUAACUGAUAAGCCAUAAUAGGGCCGGCCUGUCAGACACCUGCCCUCUAGCCCCAAACUUGUCCCUUCCAGUGAGUUUCCUGAGGAUACUCGUGAAGGGCUCACCUAUUGCCUCCAUCCCCUCUCCUACACCUUCCUUCCUUAGAGGUAGUCUCGCUCUCUUUCCUUGGGGUCCUCAGGAGAUGAUCUCUGGCGAGCUUCGGCAUAAGCUUGAAACCAUUGCUAUGGUUUCAAGGUUUGGGGUUCUCGUCUUCCUUGACGUUGGAUCUCCAUCCCUUUCGGGAUCAAGAUCAGUUCUUCCGGAGCAGCAAGCCAGUUGUUCUGGUCCUACCUGCCCCAGUUUCCCCCCCUGUAAAAAUGUGUGUGCGUGCGUGUGUGUGUGUGUGUGUGUGUGUGUGUGUGUGUGUGCAAAUCCCUGCUUUGCUGUCCUUGGAGGGUGAGUAUGAGGAUUGGAUGGACUUGGGUGAAGUACUGGAUGAGAAAACAUCUGGUAAAACAUUGCCAAGAACACGCUUCAAAGGGCAGGGAUUAGCGCGACUCUUUUGCCCUCUCCUGCCCUGCUAGUCGGGGCAGCUCUGGUUGAGAGGGGCUUAGAAUAGGAGUCAGAACCGGGAACUUCCCUUUGGUUAAACCUCUGCCAUGGAAACCUCCAUCCUGGAGAAGGUAUGAAGAGGGAGAGAUGGAAGGAAGGACUUGGAUGCUCGGGCUGGAAAACUCUUGGCAUGAUGGAUGGCUUCGUGGGCUUCCCAGCUCAGGGUUCAGCAACUUCCUCCUGUAGGGCCACUAUUAGAGCAGGGUUACGGCAUGGCAUAUAAGUGGCAUUAGGGAGUGGCUGAGAUCCAUCCAGUUAGUUCACACUCCCAUAUGCCCUCACUCAGCCCAUCCCUGAUAGAUAGGCACAUGGAAGAAAAGGGAAUCCCCACUGAGGGAGAGCUCAGGACCUGUCUCAAGAAUGGGAUAUGGCAGAAGUUGGGGGGUAAUUAUCAUUCUAGAGAAGGCUGAGGACAGCCCCCCAUCCUGAGAUACAAGGCUUGGGGAAGAUGGCAUGGGGAUGGUAUGGAAGAGUAGAGAGUGGGGAGAAGAGAGGAGGGAAGCCUGGUUCCUCUCUAGUCCAGGCUGGGUGGAUGUGGAGAAUGUUCACACUUCUCAAAUCCAGAGCCAAUUGGCAAUUGAACUAGUCGAGUUACAGAGAAGGCCAACGCAUUGGACUGGAUGAAAGGAGGGGUGAGUGGUCAGGGAAUAGGUGAGCAGCUCCAUCCAAUCUGCCUUGAGGGUUAGGGUUCUGGAGCUUCUAGAAAUGAUUCCUUACACAACUCUGAACCACUGUUUCCAACCCCCAAUCCAGAACACUGGCUUGCUUCUUCCCGAAUAUCCUGGGACCUACAGAACCAGAGCUGGGGUGGACCUAAGGAUACCUCAUUGUCCACCCCUACCCCAGCUGGUCACUAGACAUCCUCCUUGUCAGAUAUCUCCCCAACCUUGUCUCACAUGAAAUGCACAGAUGCUGUCCCUUGCCCUAUCAGAUCCCAGUUCCUUCUCUUCCCUACCUGCCUUUCCCAAGCUUGGCGCGAUCCUCCUACCCUAGUGUGGACUCUUGUUUUUGUCUGAUUUCUUGUCAAAUUGUUAUUUUGUAAAGAGCUGCGUCUCCUUAUUAAAGAAAUGAGCUGAAAGAA
Monodelphis domestica (gray short-tailed opossum) is the source of this 8124-nucleotide messenger RNA. It is a transcript of the gene SYT2, whose product is annotated as synaptotagmin 2. Gene Ontology annotation, cellular component: exocytic vesicle; synaptic vesicle membrane; axon. Gene Ontology annotation, molecular function: phosphatidylserine binding; SNARE binding; calcium-dependent phospholipid binding. Gene Ontology annotation, biological process: synaptic vesicle endocytosis; calcium ion-regulated exocytosis of neurotransmitter. Lineage: Eukaryota; Metazoa; Chordata; Mammalia; Didelphimorphia; Didelphidae. The record is from RefSeq and is a predicted model, not a curated record.